AUGAGUGAGAGGAGAAGGUCUGCAGUCGCCCUCAGCUCGCGAGCACAUGCCUUCUCCGUUGAAGCCCUGAUCGGCUCCAAUAAAAAGCGGAAAUUGCAAGACUGGGAGGAGAAGGGGCUGGACCUGUCUAUGGAGGCGCUAAGCCCCUCGGGUCCACUCGGAGACACGGAGGACACGGCCGCACACGGCCUGGAGCCUCAUCCGGAUUCUGAGCAGAGCACUGGUUCAGACUCCGAGGUGCUCACUGAGCGGACCUCCUGCUCCUUUGACACUCACACUGACCUGGGUCCCAGCGUUGCAGGUCCUGUGCCUGCUGCCAUGUCAUCCAUGGAAGAGAUUCAGGUGGAGCUGCAAUGUGCUGACCUCUGGAAGAGGUUCCAUGACAUUGGAACAGAAAUGAUCAUCACCAAAGCAGGAAGGAGGAUGUUUCCAGCCAUGAGAGUUAAAAUCACUGGUUUGGAUCCACACCAGCAGUACUACAUAGCUAUGGACAUUGUACCUGUGGACAAUAAAAGAUACAGAUAUGUGUAUCAUAGCUCCAAGUGGAUGGUAGCUGGCAAUGCUGACUCCCCGGUACCCCCAAGAGUUUAUAUCCAUCCUGAUUCUCUAGCUUCUGGCGACACUUGGAUGAGACAGGUGGUUAGUUUCGACAAACUCAAGCUGACCAACAAUGAAUUGGAUGAUCAAGGGCAUAUUAUUCUUCACUCUAUGCACAAGUACCAACCCCGAGUUCAUGUAAUUCGCAAAGAUUUUAGCAGUGAUCUUUCUCCUACCAAGCCUGUCCCUGUUGGGGAUGGAGUGAAGACAUUCAACUUUCCUGAGACCGUUUUCACCACAGUCACAGCCUAUCAGAAUCAGCAGAUCACCAGAUUAAAAAUAGACCGAAACCCUUUUGCUAAAGGAUUCAGAGACUCUGGAAGAAACAGAACUGGACUGGAAGCCAUCAUGGAGACUUAUGCUUUCUGGAGACCUCCCGUGCGCACACUCACUUUUGAAGACUUCACCACCAUGCAGAAGCAGCAAGGGGGCAGCACUGGCACUUCCCCAACUACAUCCAGCACCGGGACACCAUCUCCUUCAGCUUCUUCUCAUCUUUUAUCGCCGUCCUGUUCUCCUCCAACUUUUCACCUGGCCCCCAACACCUUCAACGUGGGCUGUCGGGAGAGCCAGCUGUGCAACCUCAACCUCUCUGAUUAUCCACCAUGUGCCAGGAGCAACAUGGCUGCCCUGCAGAGUUACCCAGGGCUGAGUGACAGUGGCUACAACAGGCUCCAGAGUGGCACCGCCUCAGCCACUCAGCCCUCUGAAACCUUCAUGCCUCAGAGGACUCCGUCCUUGAUCUCAGGAAUACCGACUCCCCCGUCUUUGCCCAGCAACAGCAAGAUGGAAGCCUAUGGUGGUCAGUUGGGGUCCUUCCCCACCUCCCAGUUCCAGUAUGUCAUGCAGGCGGGAAACGCUGCCUCUGGCUCCUCAUCACCACACAUGUUCGGGGGCGGCCACAUGCAGCAGAGCUCCUACAAUGCCUUCUCUCUCCACAACCCCUACAAUCUCUACGGAUACAAUUUCCCAACUUCCCCUCGGCUAGCUGCAAGCCCAGAGAAACUGAGCGCCUCUCAAAGCACUUUACUCUGUUCUUCUCCUUCCAAUGGGGCCUUUGGCGAGAGGCAGUACCUGCCAACAGGGAUGGAGCACAGCAUGCACAUGAUCAGCCCUUCUCCCAACAAUCAGCAGGCAAACAAUCCCUGCGAUGGCCGGCAGUACGGGGCAGUCCCAGGCACCUCCUCCCAGAUGUCUGUGCACAUGGUUUAAUGGCCAGUGCAAAUGACACAGAGCCGACAGCGUCCAAGGCUCCAUCAGCUCCAGGAUCAGAUUCUAC
Molecule: messenger RNA, 1876 nt
Organism: Sorex araneus (European shrew)
Lineage: Eukaryota; Metazoa; Chordata; Mammalia; Eulipotyphla; Soricidae
Gene: TBX15
Product: T-box transcription factor 15
Exons: 8
Coding region: 1-1809 (602 amino acids)
Biological process (GO): cell fate specification; positive regulation of DNA-templated transcription; regulation of transcription by RNA polymerase II
Cellular component (GO): nucleus
Molecular function (GO): RNA polymerase II cis-regulatory region sequence-specific DNA binding; DNA-binding transcription factor activity, RNA polymerase II-specific
Source: RefSeq, a predicted model, not a curated record